This is a messenger RNA of Lactuca saligna, 1144 nucleotides long. The record is from the annotation of a GenBank genome assembly. Lineage: Eukaryota; Viridiplantae; Streptophyta; Magnoliopsida; Asterales; Asteraceae.
AUGGUGUGGAUGAUUGAUUACAUGGGAGCACGACGGCUGUUUCAGGCGUAUACCAACAUCCAAGUUCUAAUUAAUUUUCAAUUUCGGCUAACAAAGAAUAGUUGUAGGCAAAUAUAUUGCUUUGGCUCUCAAAAAUGUAUCCACAUUGACACAUGUUUAUACAAGUUAAGUCAACUACAUGAAGAAGUGACAAAAUGUUAUUCAUCAAAGAACAACCCAAAAUUUUCCGUUCUUUAUGUUGACAAGUAUGCACCAAAAAAAUCAUUUAUUAAGCUUGAUUCUAAUGAAAAGUUCAUGACUAUGCUUAGCAUGUAUGGAAACGACAAACAAGUAACCAUUUAUGUGACAACAGAGAAUAACUUCGGCUCUAAUAACCUUACUAACCAUUUGUGUGCCAACAAAUAUGAACCAUAUGAUGAGUAUGAUGCAGACAUUUGUCCUAGUGAAGAAAGCUAUCAUAGUCAUCUCAAUUCUGAUAAUGAAUACAAUCUAAUGAAUGAUGAUGAUGAAGUUCACUCAUUUAGUAAGAAUAGUAUAAGCAUGGAAGUCGGCUCAAAAUUUAGAAAUAUUGUUGAUUCUAGGAGCGCUUUGAACCACUCUCCAGUCACAAAUGAGUUUAACUACUACAUUAUGAAAAGUGACCCGACGCGAUUCACAGCAAGGUGUGAAAACCUAGAGUACCAGUGGAGAAUCCAUGCUUCUAUUACACAAGAUGAAGUUACCUUUGAAGUUAUGAAAAUGGUAGAAGUACAUACUUACACUCGAAGCAACAAGGGUGGAAAUAAGCAUCACUCAAAGAUGUAUUACUAAUGUUGUUACUGACAAGUUGAAAUCUGAUGGGGAUGUCUCUCCAUAUAAGCAUAAAAAUUGGAUUAUGAAAACUUACAAUGUUGAUGUGCCAUACCUAAAAGUUUUUAGAGGGAAAGAGCAAGCUUAUACUGACAUGUACUAUAAGUGGGAAGACUCUUUCAUGAAGAUUAAUGAAUUUAGAGAAGAACUAUUAUGAAGGAACGAAGGAAGCAUUGUUGAAAUUGACUUUGACAUAGUUGGUGGAAAAAAAACUUUUCAAAAGGUUCUUUAUUUGUUUAUCGGCUUGUUCUAGAGGGUUUGUUGCUGGUUGUCGUCUGUAUAUUGCUCUUGAUGC